GCUCAUCACUGUCCUAUCGGUUCGUGCAAGCUAGCUAGGUUACAUCUAAAACCGCAUACUAGCAUACUAUAUAGUAUGUCAAAACAGUGCGCAGUCCUGCGUGGCGUAGUAUUUGAUGUACUGUUUAGUGGGGCAGUAUGCGGUUUCAGACAUAGUCUCAUCUGUGGUAGAACUAGAAGCUUUCGUGGGACUUAAACCGGAAACCAAACUUUUUUUUCCACCUCAAACUUGUUUCGUUGCUGAGUUGAAAAGAGGAAAAGGGCGAUGAGCAGAAGCAGCACGGCAGCGUUACGACGCGCAGUUCCCUCUUUCUCAGCUUCGCAUCAUGUCGGCUGUGAGAAAGUUGUCAGAAGAAAGAAGUAAAUUACCCACAUCUGGCCUGAGAUAAAGUGUCCGUCGAGUGUUUUUUUCUUCCUCUCCUUCACAUAACGGACUCUUAGUGCUUUAUCAUGGGAGAUGAUGUUAAAGAUGAGCCAGCCAAGCCCAAAGAAACAACAUUCAAAGGCAAAGCGGGCUGGUUGAAGAAGUCCUCAGGGAAGUUCCUGGGCAGCUACAAGGACCGCUACAUCCAGCUGGACAAAACUGAGAUUGCAGUGUAUGAAAACGAGGACUUACAGAACUGCGUGGAGCGUCUGGACUUGGAAAACUAUGACAAAUGCCAUGAGUUACGCAGCCCUUUCAAGAAGAAAUACAGGCUGAUACUGAUACGAACGCCCAAGAGUGCGAGUAAGGUCAGUGAUGUCAAACUGCAGGCUCAAAAUCAGGAAGAGAAAGAAGCUUGGAUUAAGGCACUCAGUGAUGGCAUUAACAGGGCAAAGAAUAAAAUCUUUGAUGAGGUAAAAGUAGAUGAAAGUUUAUCUUUAGAUCAUGUAACACGUUCUCGACCGAAAGGAAACCGUGGUAGAAGACCACCAACCAGGAUACACAUGAAGGAGGCUGCAAGCAUUUCAUCAGAUGGAGUCUUGAGACUGGACCUUGACACUGUUGACAAUAUGCCUAACGGUGCCCACUUCUUAUUGGAUGGUGCUGAUGGAGAAGCCAAAGUGGCUCCAGCUAAAUCUCUUGAUGAUAUUGCGGAAGAACCUGCAGGUGAAGAUACGGCACCUCAGAAGAAAGUAUUGAAGCCACCAAUGCCUCCAUCAAAGGAGAACAAACCCAGUGAAAGCCAGGACAGUGAGAGCAAACAUGAAGAAUCUGCCCCACAGAAGAAGAUUCUUAUGCCACCAAUGCCACCAUCAAAGGAGCAGAAGCCAUCUGAAAAUACAGAAGAGGAGAAGGGAAGUGAGGAGGAGACAGUUGUGAAGCCACCCAUGCCUCCGUCAAAGGAGAAUAAACCCAGAAUAAGUGCCAGUGGGGAUGCCAGUGAAGACACUGCCACAGAGAAUGGUGAGUCCGAAGCAGUUACCACUCCUGGCAAGUCCAGUCCAGUUCAAGGUGAGAAAGAUGCUCCUGAAAUCGUCCAUCCUCCCAGUCCACCAUCCAAAGACAUGAAACCCAAGCAGGCAAUCAGCUUAAGUGAUAAAGAAAUUCUUUCAGAAGAUGAUGAAGGUUUUAAUAGUAAGGAAAAUGAGGAAGAUGAGGCAGAAUCAGGUAAGACAGAAGACGAACCAUUCAUACUCUCAAAUAAAGUCCCAAAGCCUCAAGGAGUCAUGUGGGAUUCACCUUCUUCAGCAGUGGAGAAAAGUUCUGUUGACCAAAAUGCUAAUAAAUCUGCUGAAAGUGUAGUAACUACAGUAACACUUGAACCUGCAAAACCUGCCAAUGAACUCAAAUUAACUCCACAUUCAACUCCAGAGGCUAUUAAAAAGAGUGCUGCCCCCCCUGCUCCACCAAAAAAGAAACCUCUUAAACCACCUGUCGUAACAGAGAACCAAGCGGUCCAGGACGACCCUGUGGUCUCAGCUGUGUCAUCCUCAGUUGAAAAAGGCUCUGACAAUGUGCCAUCAGAUGAAACAAAACCUGCCACUCAAGAACCAAAAGAAGAGCGUAAGAUUGUUAUCCUGCGUCUCAGUAAUUCAGGAGCAAGUGAGGAACCGGAUGAUAUAUCUGGAGUGGAAGCGGAAGUAAAGUCUAUAGACAGUGGUCAGCUCUCUGCUGAAGACUCUGAAAGUAGUGAGCAAGUUACGCCAUCCACAGAUAAGCUGCAAAGUAGUCUGGAAGUCUUAGAUGGUGUGACCAGCGAAGAGGAACUGGAGACACCAGACAGCAAGGUCCAGAAAAUGGAGGAUCCACUUUCAGCCAUCCUAACUGUUAAGCUCGAAGCCACUAUGGAUGACUCCAUCCCAGUUGCUGCAGAAAGUACAUGCACCCCUCAGAUCUCCAGCCCUGCUGCAUCACUGAACUCCUCCAUCAAGAAACGGUCUGCAUCCACGGGAGACCUUCUUGAGGAGAUGAAGGGCUUGCAAAGUAAAGUGUCCAUGGAGCUUGAGGAGACAGGAGAGCUGCUCGGUAAAAUAGCACCCAGAGGGUCCCCUGAAGCCGGACAAGACAGCGAGGGGGUAACAGACCCAGAGAUCCUUCUUGCUACAGCAAUGGAGAAACUUAAGAAAGCUGACGAGUUCCUGAGAGAAGCCAAGAGUUUUAAAGAGCAGGAGAACAAGAGCAAUAGAACAAGCUGGUAAUUGCAGAAGAUAAAAAUAUUGGGGUAAUGUUAUGUUAAUGGAAUUAAUGGAAUCACAAAACCUACAAAUGAUCAAGUGCAAUUAUACCCCAUAACUUUUUACACAGGACCACCGCAUAGUUAAUGGGUCCAUCUAAAACUGUUUCAUAACCAGGUACCAUGGAUUAAACUAGGGAUCCAAUACUGAGUAUUGAUAUCAAACCAACAUUGCCCAGAAAUGUUGGAUCAAUGAAUCCCUGAAUUAAACUUUUAAACGUGAUUUAUGAGCCCAGUUGAUGUACUUGAUGACGGAGAUUGUGGAAACAUAAGCAUGACUGCUUCUCAGUGGAUGUCAGCUUGUAUUCUUGCUUUCAGAAUUGUAUUCUUUGAUGUUUUCUGCACUGGGUUAACAUGACGCUUAUCCUCAUGUCAGUUUGACAGUUUUCAGUUAAAGGCCUCCAGCACUGGUAUCCAACUAGCACUUAAAAUUAUGAUUAUGGUAAUUUAAUAGAAUAGUGUUGCACUCAAGUUUCCCUGCUGUGUUAUAUGAGCUGUACUACAGUACAGCGCUUAACCACCUUAGAGCAUCUUACUUUAGUGUUCCACACACUAUCACACAAGCAAGGUCACAUGAUAAUGAACCUAGUGUCAGGUUACUUAGCCUGAUGUUAAAAAUAAUGCAGUGGCCUUGUUGAGGUUUUAAGAUAAAGUACAUGGGAACUAGCAACUUCCUGUGUGAUAUACAUCCUUUUAUCCAUUUCACAGUUUAUACAGAGAGCAUACAUAUUUUCAUACUGACAGUGAGAAUGCAAUUUGAAUUCCUCUGCUUAUUUCUAAUUGGUUACCAUAUAUACCGUAUUAUGCUAACAGCAAUGCUAACUUUCCAUUGUCUUUUUAAGUGUUCUUUUUUUAAGCGUCAGGGCGUGUGCCAUUUUAGUUUGUUAUUAUCAGUGUUUUUAUGUGUAGAAAAUGCAGUAUGUGAUCCAGUUACUCAGUAAUAACAACCCCCUUUUUGUAUGAAAUUCUGGUUAUAUAUUAAUACUUUAUUUUUAUUUCAAACAAAAAAAUUAUUAGACACGUGAACAGGUCAUGUGGUACAGGUCAUAGCCCUGCAUUUAUAGGUGUAGCCUACUUACCAGAACAUUGCCGAAACAUGAUUCAAAGAACCUAAAGUAUUUUUCUGUGAGCAUCCACAUAACAUUUAUAGUUACUUUGUGUAGCAAUAUAUUAGCUCUUUUUUUUUUUUUUUAUAAAGGAUUUCUUUUUGUAAAUAACAUGUCUACCAAUGAAUUGCUUAAUAUUUAAGUUAUUAAUGUUCUGGCAUCCUGGUUCCUGUUUUUUGAAGUAAAAAAAAAAACUAAUAUCAAAUUUACUCAGAGAUCCCAGUGUACUGAUAAAUUAUGUUUACCAUUAAAACUAUAAGAAGAUCUAUGAUUAUAUAUUGUAAUAUAUUGUCAGUGACUGCAUUUACUAACUGGACUAAUAAGUUUCCUUGAUGUCUUUUGUUUAAUGUGCAAAAAAAGAUUUUUAACACACUGCUUGCUAAGCAUGUCUUAAUAAAAACGUCUUCCCUA
Messenger RNA from Pangasianodon hypophthalmus (striped catfish), 4173 nucleotides. RefSeq names its product pleckstrin homology domain containing, family O member 2 (gene plekho2). The record is from RefSeq and is a predicted model, not a curated record. The transcript has 6 exons. The coding region runs from base 450 to 2621 and encodes 723 amino acids. Lineage: Eukaryota; Metazoa; Chordata; Actinopteri; Siluriformes; Pangasiidae.